Pangasianodon hypophthalmus (striped catfish) is the source of this 1985-nucleotide messenger RNA. RefSeq names its product E3 ubiquitin-protein ligase TRIM21. Bases 161 to 1786 code for a protein of 541 amino acids. Gene Ontology annotation, molecular function: protein binding; zinc ion binding. The transcript is spliced from 7 exons. NCBI's taxonomy places the organism in Eukaryota, Metazoa, Chordata, Actinopteri, Siluriformes, Pangasiidae. The record is from RefSeq and is a predicted model, not a curated record.
ACUAAAACGAAAACGUUUCAGAAAGUAACGCAAAGCCUCUAAAACAGUUUUUGCUCAAUGUGAAGCUUCUUCAGUGUUUCUUUAAGGAACUAAAGCCACAGCAGGUAAAUUAUAGGGAGCAGAAAACGGGGGGAAAAAAGGAGAGAAAGUUGAAGCAGACAUGGCCUCCUCCAGCAGUCUCUUAUCUGAAGACCAGCUCCAGUGCUCCAUCUGUCUGGAUGUGUUCACUGAUCCAGUCUCUACUCCAUGUGGACACAACUUCUGUAAGAUGUGUCUGAAAAAGUGCUGGGACACCAGUCCAUACUGCCAGUGUCCAGUGUGUAAGGAGGAUUUCCCCAAAAGACCUGAGCUUCGUGUGAAUACGUUCAUCUCUGGUCUGGCUGCUCAGUUUAAGAAGUCAGUUCAGGUGAAAUCCAGCAGCGUUGUAGAUCCGCUUCUCUCCAAUACUAAAAAGGUUCUGUGUGACUCCUGCACUGAGGAAAAGCUGGAGGCUCUAAGGUCCUGUCUGCAUUGUGGGGUUUCUCUCUGUAGCACUCAUCUGAUGCCUCAUAAAACUACAACCAAAUACAAAAAGCACAAACUGAUUGACCCUGUGGAGAACCUGGAGGACUACAUCUGUCAGAAACAUGAGAGACCCCUGGAGCUGUUCUGUAGAGAUGACAAGAUGUGUGUGUGUCAGUUCUGCACUGAGACAGACCACAAAACUCACAAAACUGUUCCUGUAGAGGAGGAAGGUCAAUUAAAGAAGAGUCACUUGGGGAAGAAACAGGCGAAUUUUCAAAAGAUGAUUCAAGACCGACUGAGGAAGAUUCAGGAACUCAAACAAUCUGUAGAACUCAAUAAUAAAAACAUAGAGAAGGAGAAAGCAGAAAGCAUGGAGGUGUUGAGUGCUCUGAUGCGCUGCAUUGAGAGGAGCCAGGCUGAGCUGCUUAAGGUGAUGGAGGAGAAGCAGAAAGCAGCAGAGAGGCAGGCCGAAGAGUUCAUUAAAGAGCUGGAGAAGGAAAUCACUGAGCUAAAGAGGAGAAACACUGAGCUGGAGCAGCUCUCACACACUGAGGAUCAUCUCCACCUCCUACAGAUUUACCCGUCACUGUGCAGCCCUCCACACACCCAGGACUGGACCGACGUCACAAUUACCUCUCAUCUGAGUUUGGAGACUCUGAGAAGAAAUCUGUCUCAGCUUCAGGAGACUUUCAAUAAGAAAAUGAAGGAGCUUCCUGAGAUUAAACUAAGGAGAAUUCAGCAAUAUGGAGUGGAAGUGACUCUGGAUCCUGAUACUGCUCAUCCUAACCUCAUCCUAUCUGAUGAUAGAAAACAAGUGAGACAUGGAGACUUGCGAAAGAUUCUCCCUGAUAAUGCAGAGAGGUUUAAUUAUAUAAUUUGUGUGUUGGGCAAGGAGGGAUUCUCCUCAGGGAGAUUUUACUAUGAGGUGCAGGUCAGAAGGAAGACUCAGUGGGAUUUAGGAGUGGCCCAAGAGUCUGUUAACAGGAAAGGACAGAAUACAUACAGCCCCAAAGAAGGGUACUGGAUUGUGUGGCUGAGGAAUAAGACUGAAUAUAAAGCUUGGGACUCUCCUCCUGUUCCCCUCUCCUUGAAACAGGCUCCUCAGAAGGUGGGGGUGUUUGUGGAUUAUGAGGAGGGUCUGAUCUCCUUCUAUGAUGCUGAUGCAAAGUCUCUUAUCUACUCUUUCGCUGGUCAGAAUUUCACUGAGAAACUUUAUCCAUACUUCAGUCCCUGUCUCAGUGAUGAAGGUAAAAAUUCAGCACCACUGAUUAUCACCCCUUAAACUUUGUAAGCAACAAUUUACAACUUUUUCCUUUCAAAACAAAAUUGGCAAAUCUCAUUCUCUUUAUUUAAUGACAAAAAUACUUACACAGUGAGUCAGUUCUAACUGAACAGAUUACAUUUUUUUAUUUUUUAUGCACUUACUUGGAAAAUAUUGCUACGGUUACUAAGCCCUUAAUAAAGAACUCUCUGUGGUGAAA